GAUUACUUUUAAGUUUCUGUCGCAAUGUCUCCGGUCAAAGAGGGCUUCGGCGUCGGGGUCAGUUUGGUCUGAUCUAGAUGCGCAAUGUGUCUAUGAGGUUAGAAUUGCUCCGCAAUUGGCCCACCAAAUAGCAAUGAUUGCCACAAGACCAUGCCUCGAUAAGAACUCAUGUCCACUAUAAAACAAGCUGCAAGCAUUGAUACUCCUCCAGUGGCCCUCCAGGUUUAUCUAUCCCACGAUCGGCAUAUCCGAGUGUUUCCUUUUUACUCGAUUUAAUCCUUCCUUCUUGUUCAAGCACAUCUCUAAGCUUACUUGCAUCCUGUCCUCAACCAAAAACGAUGUCGGCCCAGCUCCUUACCACUGGCACUCCUCUUGCCCUUCGGGUACCAAACACAGCUGCUACACGAGGAACAAAUGAUCCUCUUGCCCUACCACCAGGAACUACUUCAGAAAAAUUUGCUGAAUUCAUUUCUCGCGCUGAAGAAGCAACUGGUGCCGAAAAUGUUGUCAUUAUUAAGAAAAAAGAAGAGCUUACAAAAGAACUGUACACCGACCCUUCCAAAGCCCACGAUAUGUACCACAUCUUCGACAAAGAUUACUUUGUAGUAUCCGCCAUUAUUGCACCCCGCAACGUCAAAGAAGUCCAAACAAUCGUCAGACUCUGCAAUGAAUUCGAGAUCCCGCUUUGGCCAUUCUCAAUUGGUAGAAAUGUAGGAUAUGGAGGGGCAGCCCCAAGAGUUCCUGGAAGUAUUGGUCUAGAUAUGGGCAAAAACAUGAACAAAGUGCUAGAGGUUAACACCGAAGGAGCAUAUGCUCUGUUAGAACCUGGUGUGACAUUCUUUAGUCUAUACGACUACUUGAAGGAGAAAAAAUUGGACGAUCAACUCUGGAUUGAUACUCCAGAUCUGGGUGGUGGUUCUGUCGUUGGAAACACUAUUGAGCGUGGCGUAGGGUAUACUCCAUACGGAGGUGUGUGAUCUGUGAUAGCUGAAAAGGGAACACUUGCUGAUGCUUUAAGCAGAUCACUUCAUGAUGCAUUGCGGUCUCGAGGUCGUGCUUCCUACCGGAGAACUUAUCAGAACUGGUAUGGGAGCUUUGCCCGACCCAACGCAACCAACAGUUGAGGGGGCAAGUUUGGAUCAACAACCAGGAAACAAGUGCUGGCAGGUAUGCUAAGCCCAAUCGCAGGGUGACAGUAUUCGAGCUUACCAGACUUCUAGUUAUUCCCCUACGGUUUUGGGCCCUACAAUGAUGGUAUCUUCUCACAAAGUAACCUUGGUAUUGUGACAAAGAUGGGCAUUUGGGUAAGUGAUAUAAUUGCCUGUCUCUUUGCGCCAUGCAAGAAUACUAACCGUAAUAUUUUUUUAGCUUAUGCCAAAUCCAGGAGGUUACCAACCUUAUCUCAUCACAUUCCCAAAAGACUCCGAUUUGCCAAAAAUCGUUGAUGUCAUCCGUCCCCUUCGAUUACAAAUGGUCAUCCAAAACGUGCCUUCAAUCCGACAUAUCCUCCUUGAUGCAGGAGUAAUGGGGACCAAGAAAUCAUACUACGACGUUGACCGGCCCCUAAAUGAAGAAGAACUCGAUGCCAUAGCUAAGAAACUAAAUCUUGGCCGCUGGAAUUUCUACGGCGCUUUAUACGGCCCCAAGCCUGUGCGCGAUGUACUUUGGCAAGUAGUUAAGGAUGCUUUCGGAACUAUUGAAGGUGCAAAAUUCUUCCUUCCAGAAGAUAUCAAGGAGAAAUGCGUUCUUCACGUUCGCGCACAAACCCUACAAGGUAUUCCAACGCUUGAUGAGCUUUCAUGGGUAGACUGGGUACCUAAUGGUGCCCAUAUUUUCUUCUCACCUAUCUCCAAGAUCUCUGGUGAAGAUGCGAGCAAGCAGUACGCUCUUACUCAAAAGAUGACUGUUGAGGCAGGGUUUGAUUUCAUCGGAACAUUCACCAUUGGUAUGCGCGAGAUGCAUCAUAUCGUAUGCUUAGUAUUUGACCGUGAAAGUGAGGACGAUAAGCUACGAGCUCACAAGCUUAUUCGUGAGCUCAUUCAAGUUUGUGCCGAUAAUGGGUGGGGAGAGUAUAGAACUCACAUUGCCUUAAUGGACCAGAUUGCGGAAACAUAUGGUUGGAACGACAACGCGCAGAUGAAGUUGAACGAAAAGAUCAAGAAUGCUCUCGAUCCCAAGGGUAUUUUGGCACCAGGAAAGAAUGGUGUAUGGCCGGCAUCAUAUGAUCGAUCAGCUUGGAGAUUAGAUGCCAACUCCAACAGAACAAGACCUUGAUUAGAUUGAAGGAGCAGGCAGCCCAUAUAAGCUUUGUAUAUUUCACAAAAUUUUAAGAGCAAUAUAUAUUCCAUGAAACUAAUUCGCGUUCC
Molecule: messenger RNA, 2366 nt
Organism: Sclerotinia trifoliorum
Lineage: Eukaryota; Fungi; Ascomycota; Leotiomycetes; Helotiales; Sclerotiniaceae
Source: the annotation of a GenBank genome assembly